Messenger RNA from Prorocentrum cordatum, 625 nucleotides. The record is from the annotation of a GenBank genome assembly. NCBI's taxonomy places the organism in Eukaryota, Dinophyceae, Prorocentrales, Prorocentraceae.
AUGAUUCCAGGAAGUGGAAUUUCCAUUGGCUACAUAAUUGCUCGUGGCGCUGGGCUUGUGAUGCGCUUGUGCAUGAAGGGCAUCGACGUGCCGCCGUUGGGAGGUUGGUCCAGAUUCUUCGGUUAUGAUGUCAGUAUUUCGACAACGUUGCGAAGAUACAUGAUUGGCUUGAUCGAUGGGGAUGAUGCCACGGUCGCAAUUCUGGCGACAGCGAUGCUGGAGCUGCUUCUCAACGGCAUUUCCGUGCUACUCGCCGUGUACACCUUCAACAAACACACCCCGCAGUCUCAGGACGUCGCGAUGGUGCACGUGGACGUGUUCUUAGGAUCCAUCGUGAGCGAGAUGCUGUCGGAACAUAUUGCGCUGCACAGUUGCCUUAGCUAUGCUUUAUUCGCCGAGCCCCGUAUUUACAGCAUAGGUGAGAUCAGGAGUGCAAAGGUGAUCGUCAGUAAUUGGGUCAUGUCUUUUGUUGUGGAGUUGAUCGUCGAUGGAGUCUGCAUCUGGAGCAUUGUUCUGAUGCUGUCUAAUAGUUUAAAUGGAUUGGUCACAAGAGUUAGGACGUCGACAAUCAUGUUAAUAUUUUCGCUGUGUGCCACUAUUCAUCUGCACUUUAUUGAAUCGCUUC